This is a messenger RNA of Puma concolor (puma), 513 nucleotides long. It is a transcript of the gene PGF, whose product is annotated as placental growth factor. Gene Ontology annotation, molecular function: vascular endothelial growth factor receptor binding; chemoattractant activity; growth factor activity. The record is from RefSeq and is a predicted model, not a curated record. Lineage: Eukaryota; Metazoa; Chordata; Mammalia; Carnivora; Felidae. Gene Ontology annotation, biological process: response to hypoxia; sprouting angiogenesis; positive regulation of endothelial cell proliferation. Gene Ontology annotation, cellular component: membrane.
AUGCCUGCCAUGAGGCUGUUCACUUGCUUCCUGCAGCUCCUGGCUGGGCUGGCACUGCCCGCUGUGCCCCCCCAGCAGUGGGCCUUGUCUGCUGGGAAUGGCUCAUCAGAGGUGGAAGUGGUGCCCUUCCAGGAAGUGUGGGGCCGCAGCUACUGCCGGGCGCUAGAGAGGCUGGUGGACAUCGUGUCGGAGUACCCCAGUGAGGUGCAGCACAUGUUCAGCCCCUCCUGCAUCUCCCUGCUGCGCUGCACCGGCUGCUGUGGUGAUGAGAACCUGCACUGCGUGCCCGUAGAGACGGUCAAUGUCACCAUGCAGCUCCUGAAGAUCCACUCUGAGGACCGGCCCUCCUACGUGGAGCUGACAUUCUCUCAGCACGUCCGUUGCGAGUGCAGGCCUCUGCGGGAGAAGAUGAAGCCAGAAAGGAGGAGACCCAAGGGCAGGGGGAAGAGGAAGAGAGAGAAGCAGAGACCCAGAGACUGCCACCUGUGCGGCAAUACUGUUCCCCGGAGGUAA